Camponotus floridanus (Florida carpenter ant) is the source of this 5252-nucleotide messenger RNA. RefSeq lists its product as uncharacterized. Gene Ontology annotation, biological process: activation of GTPase activity. Bases 606 to 5081 code for a protein of 1491 amino acids. The record is from RefSeq and is a predicted model, not a curated record. The transcript is spliced from 15 exons. Gene Ontology annotation, molecular function: guanyl-nucleotide exchange factor activity; protein binding. Lineage: Eukaryota; Metazoa; Arthropoda; Insecta; Hymenoptera; Formicidae.
GAAGCGCUCCGAAAAUCCGGCGCGAGCGUGAUUUGUCGCCGCUCGCGCGCGCCGCGCGAUCGCCCGAUCAUCGCCGGUGAUCGAUCAUUAGCGGCGUCGCGUUGCGUCAGUGUCAGUCUGUCAGUGCGCUUCGCGCCGCGUGAUCGUGCGUUUCGCACUCUGCCGUCGUCGUCGUCGUCGCGAGCGCACGUGCGAUGCCACCGGAGUGCGCGGGAUACGAAUACGCACUUACGAGCCUUUACUUCAGUCGCGCCCACGAGACGAUCGCGCCAAAGUGUCAAGGGAGUCUCGAGCGGGAGAUCAAGCGGAACGGGUCGAUCUUUUCGCGAAGCUAGAAGCUUUGCGCGACGUUACGUGACCGACGAGUUGAAAAACAACAAGUAAUAAUAUCCGUCUUUGCUAUAUGUGUAUCUGACAGCUUCGAGCGUUAUGUUUCGUCGACGAGUUCGACUUCGCGACUGCGAUAUUAACGCUUCGUGAUUUUGAGGCAGAUUCGAAUUUUAAACACAAAGACAAUAAACAAAAACAUAAAAUAAUAAUAUGUGAAAUGCUCGCGACUUGAGUGAAUCAUAGAUGAUUGAACCAUAAAAAAGGAGCCCUUCGACAUGAGCCCUUCGCCUACGGCCAAUCGGAGCUUCCUGCACGGGACUGGCAAGAAUGCCUUGAUCCCCGACAAAGUCGUUUACGCCACACUCGACAGCUUAGCUUUGAAGCGAACGAGAUUGCCUCUACAGUUGCUUCCCGUGGAGAGCGAUAAUGUUGCGGACAAGAUGGAAAAUUUAGACAAAGAAAAGCGGCUCGUUAAUGGAAAGGCUUUGCCCAAACAAUCAACUUAUGAGGUGAAAUCCGGGGCGAGUCAUCAAUGGAAAAGUUACUCCAAGUACGAGGCCUUCUCUUUGACGAAGUCGGAGAACCAGUCGACAUCUUGUACCACCAGAAUAUCAGAUUCCGGCACCAAAUGCAAUAUCGAGAAUAUUCCCAAAGAGGAAAUUCAGAUGCGAACAAAUGCGACGGAACCUGAGACGACCGUAGAAAGUUUACCCUCUAUAAAUCCAGUUGUAAAAAGAGAAUCUUGCAUUCAAGACUAUCGAAGCGACAGUAACGAUGAUUUAAAAUAUCCACGGAUAGAACGAAAGAAUUCUCACGUGUACGUCAGGAUCACUGAAAGUCAGGGCGAGAAAGAAGAAUGCGGUGUCGAAGAAAAAGAUUCCAAUUCAUCCAGCGAUUACGAAAAGAUGGAUAUAAUAGAUUCCAAAAUAUCUACAUUUGACGAGACAUCUAAAAUCGAUCCUGCAUUAUCAGAUAAGACAAUUCUCGAGUCCCUAACACAUAUUUACAAAAUCGAGAAAAAUAUCCCAAUCGCUUCUGAGAUAGUCGCAAAGUCGCAGUCUGUAAAUGAUCUGACGACCAGAGAGAUUACGUACGGAAAUCCUUUGGGAUAUUUGAAGCAGGACGCGGAAUCAACCACGAGUGACGAGGACGAUAACGCGUCGUCGCGACACAAAAAAAAGAAGAGACGUUUCACCAGAAACGUGCUGUACUAUGUACCACGGCAUUUGGUAAAGCAGCCGAAAAAAAAGAAGAAAUCGAAGAAAAAGUAUACUCUGAGCAGUUCGCUAAGUUCGUUGCAAAUGACGAAGACUCAAAGCACCUGCGCCGGGACCAGGAGGGAGGAACUGAAGGGCAUGAUCAUCUCGUCGCCCACGAACUUUGUCCAUGUGGCGUCCGCCACGAAUCCCAGCCUGGUUCGCGAUACCGUCGGGUCCAGCUUGGAACAGGUUGUGAUUACUCAUCAGCAGAUAUGCGCGGCUUUGCCUCUACUGAUGAGAAAGGAUGAGCGACGUAAGUCCGAGAACGAGAACACUGAACGGCUCAAGGUUGUCACAGGAAUGUCCGACGUGAUUUCCAAGCAAUCCGAAGAAAACCAAUCGGCUGUCGAAAGUGUCGCAGAUAAGAGCGAUCGAAUCAACUAUGCCGAGAUAAAGAGCGACUUUUCAAGGGACUUGCAGGCGGCGAAAGUUUUGGAGCCCAGCCAGGAGCUGGUGAAAACAACGAUUGAAAAUCAGGCCGAUUCGCCAGAAGGUGAAACGUAUGAACCUGUCUGCGAGUCUUCUCCUCAGGAGCCGCCGCAGGCCAACUGUAGCUUUCUGUGGAGCAAUCACUGCGCCAAGACUUUUCCGGAUAAGCGCGACGCAUCCGCUAUGCCGUGCCAUGCCUUGAAGGAAAACGAUGAAGGCGUCGACAGCGAAGGAUACGACGAUGUCGGACCAUCUAACUUCGUCGCUCAAGCGGUGUCCGAUUACGACGACGUGGGUCCCCCGAUGUCUCGCUUCGAGGUGGAAGAAAUUAGCGCCGCUGAUGCUAAAGAUUGCGACGAGAUUUACGACGAUGUGAUGCCGCCUAGCUUCAACCAGGACAGUUUAACAGUCAUCGACGAGAGCGAUUAUCUGAUUCCAGAGGUCGGUGAAGAAGGAGUACCGAGUAGGAAGCCACUCGUAGAAUUACGAGCGACGUGCAAGGAUCGCGCGGCAAAGGUGCCGCAAUGUUUUGCUCCGACAACCGGGAACGAUCGGUAUUUCACGUCGACGAACAAUGAAUAUUCCAGCGUAGACUGCGAGAGUCAUCUGAGCGAGGAGGAGCGGGACGAGCUGGGUGUGUAUGACGACGUCGGCCUGCCGCCAGGCGAGGAACGUGUCAAUAGCCUUUACGCCGGCUCCACACCCGGCUCUGUCUUAGGAUUGACCUCGUUGAACGGCAAAGAAUCCGAGUGGGAGGACCUGGAAGAAGUCUCGCGAUGUCCUUGUCAAACCAAUGAUCCAUGCGGAAAGAGUACCGAGGGCCAAAGUGUAUGGAGCAAGAAGAAACUCGCUCAGCGAUGGUCGCGGAAUGUCAGGAGACAGCGAUCCAGGAGAUCUCGCAGAAAUAUCAAAGCUACCGUGCCGACGAGGACGACUCUCGAGACCGCAGUUGACGACAGCGUUUCCGACGACAGCACGUACGAGAGCCUGUAUUCCUGCCAGCCGGAUGAUUUUAGCAGUGAUUCCGAAGCGGAAACGAGCGAUACGCGACAAUCGCAUCACGAUGUGUCCAACGAGUGCGUAAUCAACACUUAUCUGGAAUGUCCUACGAGACCGACUCCACCACCGCCAAGGGAGGCCAGUUUAACACAGACCUUGGGCAAGCGAAUAAAAAUGUUGCGCAGGACCUGGAGCAUCACGAAAGGCAGUCUUGGCAGGAUAAGACGGCGAACGUCCAUAGACGAAUCCGGCUUUGAUGACAAGGAAUCCGGCAACGAGCAUCACGAUACUGGAAAAUACUUCAACUUUCGUUUGAGGCAUUUCCGAAAGAGCAUCACUAGCCCGUCGACUUUCUAUCUAGACGAGAAUAAUAAAAAUGACAACGUUUACGAUGCUCGCAAUAACAACAAUGGAACUGUCAAGGAGGCUAUUUACACCAACAGUCAGUAUAUGGGAAGCGGCAGCGACCAUUCCUCAAAAACUCCAAGUGACAUCGAUCAUUAUAGUGUGCUCGCCGAUCAGGAACCUCUCUAUCAGUUUUACGCGGCUGCAGUGGCUCGUGUCGCUUUUGAAUCGGAUUCCGAGGGCUAUGAAGAAGUAGAAGAUACCAUGUGGAAGACAGAACCAGUCGCAGCGAAUCUUGCCAGAACAGGACAAAGAACGCUCUGGUGUCAUACUCCACAAGUAAUACACAGUGGCCUCUUGCAGAAACUAACAACGGAAGAAAAGAAGAUUCAAGAAGCAAAAUUCGAGAUCUUGACUUCCGAAGCAUCGUAUUUAAAUUCCCUUCGGGUCCUAGAAAACGAGUUCCUCAGUAAUCAUACAUUAAUGAACGAAAUCCUGACGCCGAUCGAGAGACAGAAGUUGUUUGGCGGGGUGUCGAGCGUGCUAUCGACAUCGCAAACGUUCUUAGCUGAACUGGAAGCUAUAUGGAGGGAAGAUCCGAUGCUGUCGGGUUUAUCGGAGGUCUUACUCAAACACGCUGAAAAAUGUCAGGCUGUAUAUGUGGCCUAUUGUUCGAAUCAAGUCAGCAUAGACACGACUCUAAAAGAACUCAAAGCUCGGAAAGGCGUAAAGUUCUUGGAGACUAUCAAACGUAUAGAAAUGCGACCACCGUGCCAGAAUCUAUCUCUACAUUCCUUUCUAAUGCUACCAAUGCAACGUGUUACGAGAUUACCCUUAUUAGCUGACGCUAUUGUUUCCAAAUUAUCGAUUGGAAAUUCGGAUAGAGCGUCUUGGGAAAAAGUUUUAUCAACCUUAAGCAACGUCGUUGCCGAAUGCAAUGAAGGUGCUCGAGCUGCCAUUCAGGAAGCCGAAAUGGAAGCUUUAGCAAGAAAACUGGAAUAUUCGUCGAAAAUUAAACCGAUUACGCUAAGGGGCAAGCAGUUAGUUAGAAGCGGAUCGGUCGUACAUUUGUCGAUGAAGACUGACACCGAAUACAAGCUCACGUUCGGGAAGAAGUUUAAUAAGACACCACUCUACCUUUUAUUACUCACUGAUUAUCUUCUAGUCACGAAAUUGAAGUCCAAUGCUCAUGAUGAAUGCUAUACCGUCAUAGACGCAUGUAAAAGGAAUCUUCUAGCUCUGGAGUCAGCUUCUGAAGAAUCGCCGUUCGCUGGACGAAAUACUAUGAUAUUAACUCUUCUGGAAAAUCACUCCGGCCGUCAUAUAGAAUAUGUCUUAACAUGCGAUAAUAAUACCGAACGAGAACGAUGGCUGGAAGCUGUCUCGCCGCCUAAACGUGGUUCAGUUGGCGAAACAUUAUAUGAGUCUUGGGAUUGUCCGCAAGUGAUGGCCAAGUAUCCAUAUUCACCAAAUCAACCAGAUGAGUUGUCAUUACAAGCAGGGGAUGUGAUAAAUGUAUUGAGGAAAAUGGCAGAUGGUUGGUACCAUGGUGAAAAAUUGUUGGAUGGUGAACAAGGAUGGUUUCCGGCGAACUAUACAAAGGAAGUGGCGUCAGAACACGUGCGUGCGCGGAAUCUGAAACAACGACACCGUCUGUUGGCACUCAGUAGCAGUGUGAUACAACAAAGAAGAGCGAGACAGAACCAAGGGAUUCAUUGAUGAAAUGAAAAUGAGAGCGCGAACCGCUCAGAGACAUUGUGAUAUUGUCUAUAAAGUAUUGACUGUUUAUAUUUAUGUAAUUACGCUAUGACAGUAUUUCAUAAUCAAUAACCAUGUGCCAAUGUAAUAUUAUUCGUCGCCAAAGUGUGAGAAAUAUUUUUUUUAAUCUUU